UCCACAAUGGUACAGGCAGCAUCACGCUGCACAAUGGUUUCCAGGCAGUGAAAGAGGGUGAUUCAGCAAGCCACUCUUCUUCUUUUUAAAAACCUCCCCUUCUCUUUUUAUUUUUAUGGGGGUGGGUGGCGCUCAUUAUAUGCUUAUUAUCUUUUUCUUUUCUUUUUUCAUUUUUACAAUUUUCCUUUUUUCUUCUUACCCCUCAAUUCCUAGGGGCUUGCGUGACUUUUAGAUUGGGUUUUCUUGGAAUUCACCUGUCCAUCAUUAAUUUUAAACAAUUUUCCCACCUCGAAAGAAUCUGUUCCUUAUUACAAUUUGGAAUGUGGUUAAUGAAAAACAAGUAGGGAGAAUUUCUGGGGCAAACACUGCUGGAUCAGGAUCGUAGUUCUCAAGCACGGAAUGGCUAACAUGAGAAACACCAAUGGCAGCAUCCUCUCAGAUCUUUGUUAUGGCAACUCAUGCAAGAAGCUGUUGAAUUAGACCCAUUUCCUAUAGAUGAGAAACCAUAUAAGCAGUGGUGGCUGCAAGCAGCAUCGACGGUAACAUGUAUCCUUCUCCUGGACUACACCUUCUUUUGUACGAUGAAGUAAACAUUCUCUCCUAAUCAGGUAUUUAUGAGCCUCCAUUUAUUGUACUACUGCAGUGAACCAACCUUGGAUGUGAAAAUUGCCUUUUGUCAGGGAUUCGAUAAACAAGUGGAUGUGUCAUAUAUUGCCAAACAUUACAACAUGAGUAAAAGCAAAGUUGACAACCAAUUCUACAGUGUGGAAGUGGGAGACUCAACCUUCACAGUUCUCAAGCGCUACCAGAAUCUAAAGCCUAUUGGCUCUGGGGCUCAGGGAAUAGUUUGUGCUGCGUAUGAUGCUGUCCUUGACAGAAAUGUGGCCAUUAAGAAGCUCAGCAGACCCUUUCAGAACCAAACGCAUGCCAAGAGAGCUUACCGGGAACUAGUCCUCAUGAAGUGUGUGAACCAUAAAAACAUUAUUAGUUUAUUAAAUGUCUUUACACCCCAGAAAACGCUGGAGGAGUUCCAAGAUGUUUACUUAGUAAUGGAACUGAUGGAUGCCAACUUGUGUCAGGUGAUUCAGAUGGAAUUAGACCAUGAGCGAAUGUCUUACCUCCUAUACCAAAUGUUGUGUGGCAUCAAGCACCUCCACUCUGCUGGAAUUAUUCACAGGGAUUUAAAACCAAGUAACAUUGUAGUCAAGUCUGAUUGUACAUUGAAAAUCCUCGACUUCGGACUGGCCAGGACGGCAGGCACAAGCUUCAUGAUGACUCCUUAUGUGGUGACACGUUAUUACAGAGCCCCCGAGGUCAUCUUGGGAAUGGGCUACAAGGAGAACGUGGAUAUAUGGUCUGUGGGAUGCAUUAUGGGAGAAAUGGUUCGCCACAAAAUCCUCUUUCCAGGAAGGGACUAUAUUGACCAAUGGAACAAGGUAAUUGAGCAACUAGGAACACCGUGUCCGGAAUUCAUGAAGAAAUUGCAACCCACAGUAAGAAACUAUGUGGAGAAUCGGCCCAAGUAUGCCGGACUCACCUUCCCCAAGCUCUUUCCAGAUUCCCUCUUCCCAGCGGAUUCCGAGCACAAUAAACUCAAAGCCAGCCAAGCCAGGGACUUGUUGUCAAAGAUGCUAGUCAUUGACCCAGCCAAAAGGAUAUCAGUGGAUGACGCUUUACAGCACCCAUAUAUCAAUGUCUGGUAUGACCCUGCCGAAGUGGAGGCGCCUCCACCUCAGAUAUAUGACAAACAGUUGGAUGAAAGAGAACACACCAUUGAAGAAUGGAAAGAACUUAUCUACAAGGAAGUAAUGAAUUCGGAAGAAAAGACUAAAAAUGGUGUCGUAAAAGGACAACCUUCUCCUUCAGGUGCAGCAGUGAACAGCAGUGAGAGUCUCCCUCCUUCCUCGUCCGUCAAUGACAUCUCCUCCAUGUCCACUGACCAGACCCUGGCAUCUGACACUGACAGCAGCCUGGAAGCCUCGGCGGGACCCCUGGGUUGUUGCAGGUGACUAGCCGCCUGCCUGCGAAACCCAGCGUUCUUCAGGAGAUGAUGCGAUGGGACACACACACACGCACGCACGCACGCACGCACGCACGCAGACACUCAUGCACACACACAAACGCAGACACGCAAUGACAAGAAAACAGCAAGGGAGAAAAUCCAAGCCUAAAAUUGAAACAAAUCUUUCAGCCUGCUUCUCCAGAGUUCUGUAUUGCAGCUAAGCCAAAUGUAUAUUUAACUUCUAGUUGCUCUUGCUUUGGUCUUCUUCCAAUGAUGCUUCUUACUACAGAAAGCAAAUCAAACACAAUUAGAAAAGCCUUUUCCAUAAAGCGUAAUUUUAAUGGCUGCAAAACCAGCGACCUGUAAUUGCCCUUUCGAAUGGCAUGACAAGGUGUGCAGUGGCCCCAACCAGCAUGUGUGUGUCUCUAUCUUGCAUCUACCUGCUCCUUUUGGCCUAGUCAGAUGGAUGUAGAUACAGAUCCGCAUGUGUCUGUAUUCAUACAGCACUACUUACUUAGAGAUGCUACUGUCAGUGUCCUCAGGGCUCUACCAAGACAUCAUGCACUGGGGUACCACAUGGUCCAUUUCAUGUGAUCUAUUACUCUGACAUAAACCCAUCUGUAAUAUAUUGCCAGUAUAUAAGCUGUUUAGUUUGUUAAUUGAUUAAGCUAUAUGUCUUAUAAGAAAACAUGUAAAGGGGAAAAAUAUGGGGGGAGUGAGCUCUCUCAGACCCUUGAAGAUGUAGUUUCCAAAUUUGAACUGAUUAAAUGGCACCUGUAUACCAAUUUGUAGAAAGAACAUAUGUGAUGCUUAUGUCUAGUGUGGGGAUGGGAGGGAUAACAGUUUCUAGGCACUAAAUGGUUUGGUCUUUAGAAGGAAGGUGGAAAUAAAAGCUGAAGGUCUUUUCGCUGACAUUGAGUGGGUAGGAUUGACUAGAAAGUAGUUUUGCAGUGUAGAAGACCUAAAGGAGAUUAUUGCCCAGAUACUAGGAGACACCGGCAUCCAUAUUUUAGAGAGUAGACCCCAUUGUCACUGUAAAAUUAUGUGUCACAACUGGAUUGAGAGUGGCAGGUGGUGAGGCAGGGGUAUUGUGUACAUAUCUGAUCGUAAGAAUUGCUCCCUGGAACAGAGCAGGAUGCCUCCGUGUCAUACCCUUAACAGAAAAUGAUAGACUACUUAGACUAUCCUCAUUUUGUGGGUUGCAUUUUCCAUGAGUGUGUUACUUCUCAGGUUCAUACUCUGCCAAGGUUUUAUUUUGAGAAGAAAUAUUGCUUUCCUCUUAUGAAAUUAAAAAAAUAAUAAUAAUUACUUAAAAAAAACCCAAAGCACAGGGUGAUCCUCAGGUUAGCAUUUGCAAACAUUUCCACAGAUAUUAUUAUUUAUCAGGAGUUUCCUUGACUCUUUAAUAUGACUGAUGUUUCAUGUUUAUUUAUUUUCAUAAAUUCAAACCAUCCAAGAAGGGCUGAUAUUUCGUUUUGUGCUACAGUCAAUGUGACAGCAAUAACUCUGCCCAUAGGUUACUGCUGCUAAACAGCUAUAGCAAUAUGAGUUUGUCUCAAAAGCCAUGAAGCAUUUAUGUUAUUGUUUAGCAAAAUCACCUGAAUUUAGCUCACAUUAAAUGAAAGUGCUUUCCUGGGCACUCAAGGAGGCACUGUGAAACAUCUUGGUUAUAUACAAGGCAAAACCAGGGUGACUUCUCAGCAAUAAUAGGGACCAUGUUGAACUUCCCUUUUUAUUCACUUUGGUGAAUUAUCCAUCACAGCUCUUUGCACUCUGACCAUUUCGGUGCUCACCUGUGUGGUGAUGUUUCACCUGAAGGAAAAGUAAAAGGCAUGAAAUGGAUGGAUGAUGAGUGUGAUACGACUGGCAAAUGGAAUCUUUUCAAAAAUAGAGCAAAUGAUAAUGCCAGUGCUCUGAAAACUGCCUUAAUAUAACAAUAGGGAAGCUUUGUCUCUUUUCAAGCAAUAGAGUCAACCCCCACCAUCACCUUGCAGGCAAUGCUGCCAUUUAUGAGGUUGCUUCACACAAUAGGAUUCAUGACAAGAGGUCAUUUGUUUAAAAUGGUGAAAAAAAAAAAAAUUAGACUGUGCAGCUUGUUCCUGGAAUAAAAGUGGCCCAGUUUCUCUAUCUUUCUGCCAUUGUUUUUAGUUAAUAUUGCAGACAACCAGAUUUUUUAAAAAUGCCCCCACAUUCACUUGAGCUCUCUCAUUUUACUUUCUGUCACACUCCCCUCUUCACACCCUUAAAAAAAAACAAAACAAAACAAAACAAAAAAAACCCUUCUCUGAUCCCUUAUUAUUUACUUAGCUCCUUUCUCUGUGUUCUUCUCUUGCUUCACCUGUGGCCUCUCUGCUCCUGGCUUUCUAGCACUUGCAAUUAAGUGCAGAGAGCAGGCAGCUCUUUGAAAGAAAGCGAGUCACAAAGGGAAUUUCAUCAGCCACAAAAUGACAUCAAAAGACAGAAGGAGAUCUUCAGCCAGCGUUUUAGAAAUGCUUGACAGUUAGAUGAUCUGUCAUUUGUGCAGAAGUGCUGUUUUUUUGUUUUGUUUUUGUUUUGUUUUUGUUUUUGAUUUGUUUUUGUUUUUUCCCCACUCAGAUUAAACCAGGCGAACUAGACAAUGCCCCUCCCCUGCUAUUACUGCCUUCCCUAAACUUCACUAGUUUAAUCACUCCUAUUGCCUGGCUCUUGGAAGCCGAUUACCUUAAGCCAGAUCUCCCUUAUGGACAAGAAAAAAAAUGGAACAAACCCCUUCGAUUGAAGUAUCAUGUACACAUAGAGCUAAGGGUUUGGCUUCUUGACUGCUUAAAGGAUUAAAUUUACCAGGUUAUCAAAGUGAGAUAGGUGAUGGGGCAAAAAAGAGAAUCAUCUUUUUAAAAGCCCACCAGCCCUUCAUGAUCUUGGCUCCACUUUAUUGUAAUAUUUUCAGGAGAUGACUAUGUUAUUAUCAAAUUUACAGAACAUGUUAUAUUCUGUAUUGAGUCUUUUUUUCCUAAAAAGAAAGCUUCCUAUAUAGUCACCUGUUACUUCCAAAGGACUCUCAUGCUUUUUAGACAGGGAGGUAUCAAAUCACCUGGACUAUAUUUUUGAAAAAAGUAAAUGUCCUGCCUGUGGUUGAAGUUCAUUUUAAAAUGUGAAGUUGGCACUCUGAGAGGCCUAACCUUCUGCCACUUCGUAUAGGGUACUGGUUUUGCCGUGAUUCUUAAUGAAAUGUUCUAGAGUAUUUUAUAAAAGGAAUGGCUGUGUGCCCACAUGCAGGAGGAAUUAAAUUGCUGGGUAAGUUUGGCAAAACAUACCACCAUUUUGAAAUUUUAUGUUUUAUAUUUUGUGGGUCAGUGUUUUGAUUAAAAGAAAAAAAAAGAUACGUUGGCCUUACAAUCUAAUAUCUUCUCGUGGAAUAAAAACCGACGAUAAUCUUGCAUCUUCAA
Pteropus alecto (black flying fox) is the source of this 5427-nucleotide messenger RNA. RefSeq names its product mitogen-activated protein kinase 10 (gene MAPK10). Lineage: Eukaryota; Metazoa; Chordata; Mammalia; Chiroptera; Pteropodidae. Bases 615 to 2009 code for a protein of 464 amino acids. Gene Ontology annotation, molecular function: ATP binding; JUN kinase activity. The record is from RefSeq and is a predicted model, not a curated record. The transcript has 15 exons. Gene Ontology annotation, biological process: protein phosphorylation; JNK cascade. Gene Ontology annotation, cellular component: cytoplasm; nucleus.